AUGGGGAAUUCAUUUGGGUGCUCGGCGUCAGGAGAGAGGCUGAUAUCUGCCGCCAGAGAUGGUGAUUUUGUGGAAGCCAAGAUGUUGCUUGAUUGCAAUCCUUGUCUGGCCAAGUACUCCACCUUUGGUGGCCUCAACUCUCCUCUGCACUUUGCAGCAGCUAAAGGCCAUAACGAGAUUGUGGCAUUGUUGCUAGAAAAUGGAGCUGAUGUGAAUUCCAGGAACUAUUGCGGGCAGACGGCGCUGAUGCAAGCAUGUCGGUAUGGCCAUUGGGAAGUUGUCCAAACUCUCUUGCUCUUUAGAUGCAAUGUUACAAGAGCGGACUAUCUUGGUGGAAGGACAGCUCUCCAUUUGGCCGCACUAAAUGGACAUGUACGAUGUAUAAGGCUUGUAGUGGCUGAUUUUGUCCCAAGUACUCCUUUUGAAUCUGUAAACGCUCAAACAAAUGGUGAUCGAGGUGACAAUUCCAAUAUAAAAAGCAGACAUGAUGAAAGUCCCCUGUCCAAGUUUGUGAAUAAGGCAGCUGAUGGUGGUAUCACUGCUCUUCAUAUGGCUGCAUUGAAUGGAUAUUUUGACUGUGUACAGCUCCUCCUUGAUCUUCAGACAAAUGUAUCAACUGUGACAUUUCAAUAUGGAACGUCAAUGGAUUUGAUAGGAGCUGGAAGCACUCCCUUGCACUAUGCUGCUUGUGGUGGUAAUUUGAAAUGCUGUCAGAUCCUCCUUGCAAGAGGUGCCAGUAGGUUGACAUUAAACUGCAAUGGGUGGCUUCCUCUUGAUAUAGCCAGAAUGUGGGGGCGUCAUUGGCUUGAGCCAUUGCUGGCUCCCAAUUCUGAGUCUGCAAUUCCAGUGUUUCCUCCUUCUAAUUAUUUAUCUUUGCCUCUCAUGAGUGCACUUUAUAUAGCAAGAGAAUGUGGGUUGCAGUGCUCAGCAACCUGUUCCAAUGAUGCUGAUACUUGUGCUGUUUGCCUGGAGAGACCAUGUACCGUAGCUGCUGAAGGUUGUGGGCAUGAGCUUUGUGUAAGAUGUGCACUCUACCUUUGCUCAAGUAGCAACAUUCCUUUUCAGUUAUUGGGUCCCCCUGGGUGCAUUCCAUGCCCUCUUUGCCGACACGGCAUUGUCUCUUUUGUCAAAUUGCCAAGUUCUCCAGCAAAGGAAAUGAAGUUAUCUCUCUCCCUUGGCUUAUGUAAUCCAUGCAUGCUUCAUCCUCGGGAACCCAACAGAUCAACACCAGCUUGUACACCGGAGAUUCAAAAGAAUUGCGUGGCUUCUGUUUCCUCUGAUCUUUUCUGUCCAGUCACUUGUAGCCCAUUUCCUUCUGUUGCCAUCCCUUUAUGCACCUGCAAUGAUGGACCGUGUCCUUCUUUUGAACCCAGAGAGGGUGAAACACAAGAUGAAUCUCCUCAUCGCUCACAAUCCACACUAACAGAUCCUGAUAAACUGCAAGGAGUAAGACUUGAGAAAACAACCUGUUCAAGCAUGUUUUGGGGCAGAAGAAGCGGCACAAGGGAGCAUCAAUGCAAUGCCGAAAUAAAUGCUUGACUAGUUUGGUGACAGAUCUUAUGCUUGUUGCCUUGAGGAAGGAAUGUUGAUAAAACAGUGCAGUCAUCAGCUUCAAUGUUUCAUUCCGCUGCUACCCAACACUGUUCUUCCACGUUCGGUUCUGUUUGACUUGCUGCAAGAUAAUGGAUCCAGGGGUCUGGAGUACUGCAUUUUGAUCACGUUCCAGGUUGCUCAACAACGGUGUGUGAGUGUUGAAGAAGAUUUGAUUGCAAGCAAAUGUCAUCGAUUGGCUGACACUUUUUCUUUGUUAUUUUGGGUUCAUUUAUUGAUGAUUUGUGAAUGUUCUUCUUUUUAUUGAAAGAAGAGACUUAUCGGCAGCUAUGAAGAUUUGGUUUUUGUGUGUAUCCGAGGCUUAACAGAUUUGCAAUCUAUAGUUUUCCCAAAACAGAAGAUGUGGAAGGGUUUUGUUUGGUCUGCA
Ilex paraguariensis (yerba mate) is the source of this 1978-nucleotide messenger RNA. NCBI's taxonomy places the organism in Eukaryota, Viridiplantae, Streptophyta, Magnoliopsida, Aquifoliales, Aquifoliaceae. The record is from the annotation of a GenBank genome assembly.